Pomacea canaliculata is the source of this 1000-nucleotide messenger RNA. RefSeq lists its product as uncharacterized. Lineage: Eukaryota; Metazoa; Mollusca; Gastropoda; Architaenioglossa; Ampullariidae. The record is from RefSeq and is a predicted model, not a curated record. The transcript has 4 exons. Gene Ontology annotation, cellular component: membrane. The coding region runs from base 151 to 696 and encodes 181 amino acids.
GGAUAAACACUUUGGUAACAAACGAACCCAGGACCAUCACGUGAUCGGAAAAACCACACAUUUCUCAAGGAGGCUUACGUACCUCAGCAAAAUGCAGACCGAGAUAGGACUGACGUUUGACUCAACUGACUCAACGCACACAUCCUCAUCAUGAGCAUCAGGAGGGGCUUCAAGAAUUCCUCAGUCGUUGAGAUCAUCGCCUUCUUCGUCCUUUUAAUAGCCAACGGCCUUAGCAUGUUCGCCUUCUCCACCACCUCGUGGGCCUACAUCGACAACAAGGUCUUCAACUACCAGGGCUACGGGCUGUGGCGGAUCUGCGCCACCACAGGGUCCUGUUCGCUUCUCGAUGGCACUCGAAGUGAAUGGUAUAUGAAAGUUCAGGCGUGUGGCAUCUUUGGCAUGUUGGGGAUCAACAUCGCCCUGUUACUGGUGAUUUCUUACCUGUUUGUGGAAUGGUGGCAGAAGGACAUAGAGCUAGAAGUGGCGGCCAUUCUGUGCAGCUUCGCAGGAGCAGUCUUCUACGGACUCGCGGUGUCCAUCUACAAGGAAGAGAUGCCCAACUGGGUGGGGUUCAGGACUGAUCUGGAAUUUGGUAAUUCGAUGACGAUGGCCAAGUCUGCCGCGGUUGUCAGUGCAGUAGGUGGAGGUUUACUUCUCUACGAUGUCAUCAAGAAGCGGGAUUCAUUAACUGUUUGAAAUGAUGAAGAGGGCUGACAUCAAUAGGUGACAACAGCGAACAGUAUGAUUGGUGAGGGCUGAAGCAUAUGCCACGUCCUCUACCACAUCUGUCCCUGGAGCAGCAGAAUUUCAUCACUGUAAUUGAGGAACUGACGGGGUCACAAGAUUGACAGAUUGUUUUCACCAGUACUGGCAGACCAAACUCAAUUCAAGCGCCAGUUAUGAAACGUACAGAUCCUUUAAAUAUCUCUUAUUCCAGUCUAGCUUUCUUACACACAUAACCUAUAUAGUUCAUUGUAUGAGUCUUUCAUUUUGACUCAUC